AUGUCUAAUUUACCAUACCUUCGAGCAUGCAUUAAGGAAUCGUUGAGAGUCUUGCCUGUGGUCAUUGGAAAUUCCCGAAAAACUGGGAAAGAUUUAGUACUGAAAGGUCACAAGGUACCUAAAGGAACAAAUGUUUUGUUGGUAUCUGCACAUACUCAAGUGGAUGAAAGAUUAUAUACCGGCGGGGAAAAGUUCAUACCUGAACGAUGGCUCAAAAAUCAGGAAUCUGACCUCAGCAAAGAAGCGAAAAAUGUUAGUGCGUUCACAUUUCUUCCAUUUGGUUUCGGACCCCGAAUGUGUAUUGGACGACGUUUCGCUGAACUGGAAAUAGAAGUGUUUAUAUCGAAGAUCAUUCGGAACUUUUAUGUUGGAUGGGAGCUACCUGAUUUGAAGUUUAAAACUGUAGGGAUAAAUGUCCCUAACGGAAAACUGCAAUUUAAAAUUAAGGAUGUAUGA
Hermetia illucens (black soldier fly) is the source of this 456-nucleotide messenger RNA. RefSeq names its product probable cytochrome P450 12c1, mitochondrial. The record is from RefSeq and is a predicted model, not a curated record. Bases 1 to 456 code for a protein of 151 amino acids. Gene Ontology annotation, molecular function: iron ion binding; oxidoreductase activity, acting on paired donors, with incorporation or reduction of molecular oxygen; heme binding. The transcript has a single exon. NCBI's taxonomy places the organism in Eukaryota, Metazoa, Arthropoda, Insecta, Diptera, Stratiomyidae.